UUGAGGCAACACUUAUAAAUCAAUUGUAUACCAAAGAAAUAAGGUAGUAGAUUAUAUUGAAGUGAGGGUGUUUUAGCCUAAAUGUCUACUACUUCUUCAUCUAUUAACGGGUGGAAUCUCACCUCUUUCACUUCUACCCGUUCACAAUUGAAGAAAACAGCCACUUUAAGGCCAACUUUCUUUGCUAACAACAAGCUCAACUCUUCUUCACCUGUUCCCCCUGCCCUUAUUAGAAACGAGCCUGUUUUUGCUGCUCCUACCCCUAUCAUCACCCCAACUUUGAAAGAAGAUAUGGCAUAUGAAGAAUCCAUUGCUGCUCUUAAAAGGCUCCUAAUCGAGAACGGUGAGCUUGAAAAUGAGGCAGCAGCAAAAGUUGCGCAGAUAACAGCUGAGUUAAAAACCGCCGACUCCAAACCAGUGGCGUCUGAGCCGGUUGAGAGAAUUAAGCAAGGGUUUAUCCAUUUCAAGAGAGAGAAAUACGAGAAAAACCCAGCAUUAUAUGGUGAACUAGCCAAGGGCCAAAGUCCCAAGUUUAUGGUGUUUGCAUGCUCAGACUCCCGAGUAUGUCCCUCGCAUGUGUUGGAUUUCCAACCUGGUGAGGCCUUCGUAGUUCGUAACAUUGCCAGCAUGGUGCCACAAUUUGACAAGACAAGAUAUUCUGGAGCUGGUGCAGCCAUCGAAUAUGCAGUUUUGCACCUUAAGGUGGAGAACAUUGUUGUGAUCGGACACAGUGCUUGUGGUGGAAUCAAGGGGCUUAUGUCUUUCCCAGAUGAAGGACCAACCACAACUGACUUCAUUGAAGAUUGGGUUAAAAUCUGUUUGCCUGCCAAGCGCAAGGUGAUAGCUGAGUCUAACGGUGCGGCUUUCCCUGAUCAAUGUACCACCUGUGAAAAGGAAGCUGUGAAUGUAUCUCUUGGAAACUUGUUGACAUACCCCUUUGUAAGAGAUGGUUUGGUGAAGAAGACUCUUUCCUUGAAGGGAGGUUACUAUGAUUUCGUCAAUGGAUCAUUUGAACUAUGGGGACUCGACUUCGGCCUUUCGCCUUCUCAAUCUGUCAAAGAUGUGGCCUCAAUACUACAUUGGAAGCUCUAUUAGCAUUCAUAGAGAUGGAUUUGCAGCAAAGAAGGGCAAUGCUUAUCUUUCUACGUACCUUAGCUUGUUGAAAUUUCAUUACUAUUCUCGUUUUUUGGCGGUUUCAACUAGCUAAAAACCUACGCAGGACGUACGAUCGUUCAUGUAUAUGAUAACGUUCCCAAAAAGAUGAUGAAAUUUCCAAUUUUGGCAUGUCCCAAUAAUAUCCACUUCUUUUUACA
Molecule: messenger RNA, 1313 nt
Organism: Beta vulgaris subsp. vulgaris (sugar beet)
Lineage: Eukaryota; Viridiplantae; Streptophyta; Magnoliopsida; Caryophyllales; Amaranthaceae
Product: carbonic anhydrase, chloroplastic
Exons: 10
Coding region: 82-1095 (337 amino acids)
Biological process (GO): carbon utilization
Molecular function (GO): zinc ion binding; carbonate dehydratase activity
Source: RefSeq, a predicted model, not a curated record